AUGGCUGGAAGCUCGCUGUGCCCCUCGAGAGGCUCCCGCAUUGAUACCCAGGAGUCGACGCCGCUGCUGCCCAAGGCGGAUCCGCUGCUAUCCAUUCCAAAGGAGGGGAACCCGCUCUACUUGUACGUGCUCACGCUCUGCUCCACCAUCGGCGGCUUCCUCUUUGGCUACGACACGGGUGUCAUCUCCGGAGCGCUGGUCUUGCUCAAAAGCCCCGAGGUGUUCGACCUCUCAGAUCUGCAGAGCGAGAGCGUGGUCUCAGCUGCAGUCGGGGGCGCCAUCCUGGGCGCAGCUCUCAGUAGCUGCGGUAACGACGUCUUCGGGCGUCGCCGAGUGAUUCUGAUGUCUUCCGCCAUGUUCACUGCGGGUUCAGUACUGAUGGCGUCGGCCGAAUCCUUCGGAGAGCUGCUCGUUGGACGUCUCGUGGUGGGCAUCGCCAUCGGAUUCGCGUCCAUGACGGUGCCGCUGUACAUCGCUGAGGUGUCGCCCCCAAACAUCCGCGGACGGCUCGUGUCACUUAACAACGCCUGCGUCACUGGCGGACAGUUCUUCGCUUGUGUGCUGGAUGCAUUGCUCGCCAACGUGGACGACGGCUGGCGCUACAUGCUUGGACUAGCCGCGAUCCCUGCGUUGCUGCAGCUGCUCGGGUUCUUGGUGCUGCCUGAGACUCCACGCUACCUCAUGAGCAAAGGCCGCAAAGAAGAAGCCUGGGAGUCCCUCAUCAAAGUCCGAGGUACGAUGGACGUAUACGCCGAGUUCAGCCAAGUGGAGGACGAAGUGGAGAGCACUCGAUACGAAGACACCAACGUGUGGGAGGAGCUGCGCUCGCCGUCCGUUGUGCGCGCGCUCGUACUCGGCUGCUUCCUCCAGGCGCUCGCGCAGCUGUGCGGCAUCAACACCGUCAUGUACUAUGGAGCCACCAUCAUCCAAAUGGCCGGCUUCACCGACCCGUCGACGGCCAUUUGGCUCUCGGCGCUCGUCUCCUUCAGCAACUUCAUCUUCACCUUCGCCGGCAUCUAUCUCGUCGACCGCGCGGGCCGUCGACUACUAACGCUCGGGAGUCUGGCCGGGGUCUUUCUGUCGCUUGUAGCGCUUGGCGGGAGCUUCUACGCGGCCGAGCUGCAGUCCACGCAGGUGACGGGCGUCGGCGAGUGCGCGGGCAUCUCGACGUGCUUCGACUGCGUGGCCAGCGCCGCGUGCGGCUUCUGCUCCGAGGGCAACGCGGACCCGACGAGCGCGCUGUCGAGUCCCACGGCCAUAAACCUGUGCAUGCCUGGCACGGCCGAGUCGACGGCGCUCGGGUCGUGCUCGAGCCCGAACUGGUCUUUCCAGGCCUGUCCGACGGACAGCCGCGCCGCUGGCUGGACCAUCUUCGUGGCGCUGUUCGUGUACCUGGCCUUCUUCGCCAGCGGCAUGGGCUGCAUGCCCUGGACCAUCAACGCCGAGAUCUACCCGCUGCGCGUGCGCAGCUUCGCGUUGGGCAUUGCGACGUCUGUGUGCUGGGUCACGAAUCUACUCGUGUCGUUCACGUUCCUGUCGAUCGUGGACGGGCUGUCGGUGUACGGCGCCUUCUGGCUGUACGCGUCCAUCGCGCUCUUGGGCUUCGCGUACCUGUGGAAGGAGCUGCCGGAGACGAAAGGACUGGAGCUGGAGGAGAUCCAGCAGAUAUUUGAGCACCGCGAAAAGCGCUCGAGCUCGGCAUUCUCCACUAUCAGCGAGUUCGCAUCAACCGCAUCGACGUUGUGA
This is a messenger RNA of Phytophthora sojae, 1746 nucleotides long. RefSeq lists its product as hypothetical. The record is from RefSeq and is a predicted model, not a curated record. The transcript has 2 exons. NCBI's taxonomy places the organism in Eukaryota, Oomycota, Peronosporomycetes, Peronosporales, Peronosporaceae. Gene Ontology annotation, cellular component: membrane. Bases 1 to 1746 code for a protein of 581 amino acids. Gene Ontology annotation, biological process: transmembrane transport. Gene Ontology annotation, molecular function: myo-inositol:proton symporter activity.